Molecule: messenger RNA, 864 nt
Organism: Drosophila biarmipes
Lineage: Eukaryota; Metazoa; Arthropoda; Insecta; Diptera; Drosophilidae
Gene: VhaM9.7-c
Product: V-type proton ATPase subunit e
Exons: 1
Coding region: 105-359 (84 amino acids)
Biological process (GO): proton transmembrane transport
Cellular component (GO): proton-transporting V-type ATPase, V0 domain; plasma membrane proton-transporting V-type ATPase complex
Molecular function (GO): proton-transporting ATPase activity, rotational mechanism
Source: RefSeq, a predicted model, not a curated record
UUUUGGUAAGACGCGUUAGUGUUUUUCGGCUGCCACAGAUGAUUUAUAAAAACAGAAUUUAAUUUGACGCAAAAGGAAAGUUGAGCAGGAAAUUAGGAGUUGCCAUGGAAGCCAUCCUAAUGAUCAUAUUCUUCACCUCCUUCUGGGUGGCGGUGGCCAAGUUCGGACCCAUCCUGGUGAAGAAGGGACCGCAGGAUGACCUGGUGCGCUGCAUCUUCCUCCUGACCGCCGUCGUCUGCUGGCUCUUCUGGCUCUGCUGCUAUCUGGCGCAACUGAAUCCGCUGCUGGGCCCCAAGCUCAAUAGUAACACCAUCAAGAUCAUCGCCAAGUCCUGGGAUAAUCCCAUAAAGGACGGAUAACGAAGUGCCCGCUAUGGAAUCUCUUCAUAGUCAAACUGCCGGAGGCAUCUUCUCCGCCAUUCCCGUCGGCAGCCACAUCAUCCGAAAGCUUUAGUGUACUUUAAUACUGGCACGUAGAUAAGGUUGGACCAUCCCAUCCCCAGAUACGCCCUACUAUUUCCAAACUAACAUUACUUAUUGAUAUUGCAAACUCCCACUUUGAACAUGAGCUUGUUUUGAUGUCUCAGCAUCUCUAAUCAGCAUAUUACUCUUUCGUAUUUAUUGUUUUAUAUUUACAAAUGUUUUUUUUACAAAGCACUACCUAUGUUCUCAUUUAAUUCCAACCCUUGAAACAGAUAUUAUCAAUUCAAUGUUUUACAAACUUGCCACAUGAGCGAUUUUUGAAUAGUUAAACAGAUUAUUUUAAACCUAGUGUUCGCUGUUUUGUAGAUAAUUUUACUAAUCAGUCAUUGUAUUUGUGAUUUAGUUAUUGGCAAAUAUAGAACAAUUAUUUCGUUCACUGUAA